Messenger RNA from Branchiostoma floridae (Florida lancelet), 3416 nucleotides. RefSeq names its product receptor-type tyrosine-protein phosphatase U-like. Gene Ontology annotation, biological process: protein dephosphorylation. The transcript has 20 exons. The record is from RefSeq and is a predicted model, not a curated record. Bases 23 to 2689 code for a protein of 888 amino acids. NCBI's taxonomy places the organism in Eukaryota, Metazoa, Chordata, Leptocardii, Amphioxiformes, Branchiostomatidae. Gene Ontology annotation, molecular function: protein tyrosine phosphatase activity; protein binding.
CAUAUGUCUUAUUAUUUCAGGAAUGUCACCACGAGUGGCCCGAUUCGGCACCACGACCAGCGCUACAAACGCCGGGUCUAUCGAGCUAAACGCGGGCACAAACGUGACGUUUGUGUGUGAGACCAGGGGAGACCCGCUGCCACAGGCCGCAGAUGUCACCUUCAUGUUUAGCAGUCGCAAACUCGCCCUGUCAACAGAGGUGUCUACAGGAGGAACCACAGUCCAUCGCACUUUGCUACGCAACAUUUCCAUAGCUGAUGCUGGGCAGUCCAGCUGUAGUGUCAUGACAGUAGCGGGGCAGGACAACAGGGAGGUGUCAGUUAUUGUAAAAGUCCCACCAACCACAUCAGUACCCCCACCUGUCCGCCCUACAAGCCCAACAGAACUGACCGUCGACAUACAACUCAGCAAACUGGAUUUGACGGGAGACGGGGAGAUUAUCGCUAAGGACAUUGAGUACAAACUAGCCAACGAGUCGUCGUGGAAAACCCUGACAAAUUCUGAAGAAGGAGAAGUCAGGAUAAGGAAUCUGUCACCAAACACGACCUACAACGUCCGGCUGGUUCUGAGCCGGCCGGGGGAGGGGGGCAGAGGGAGACCUGGGCCUGCUGCUACCGUGUCAACUCUAACAAGUAUGGCAGCAGCCGCCCAAUCUUCAGCCGGAGCCGUAGCUGGAGGAGUCAUUGCUGCCUUGCUGGUGUUGGUGCUACUGGCGGUUGUUGGGCUUUUCAUUUGGAGGAGGAAAGGAUCACCAUCUUCGCGGCUCGGCAAAGGGAAGAAGACACCAACAACCAAAUCAAGACCCCCAGAGCCGGCAGAGGAGCCGCCACCACAAGUUAAUAUCUAUGACGAAAUCCCCGGUCCCCCUGACCCUCCCCCCAGACCUGACCUGGCGCUGGAAGAUGGGGAGUUGCUGGAGGAGAACCCGUACAGGGUGCAGAUAGACGCCCUGCCGGACUAUGUCCACCAGCUCGGGCCUGACGGCAUCAAGAAAGAGUUUUCGACCAUCAGCGAUCACCGUCACCCAUAUGCUGUGUCUAAAAAGCCAGGAAACGUGGCAAAGAACCGGUACAAGAACAUCGUAUCCUACGACCACUCUCGUGUUGUUUUUCAGGACCAACCCACCCGGCCCAACUCAGACUACAUCAACGCCAGCUACAUAGAUGGUUACGACAAAGUGAAGGCGUUUAUCGCGUGCCAGGGCCCGAAGCAGGACACCAGCCGGGACAUGUGGCGGAUGGUCUGGCAGGAGAGGAGCGCCUGCGUCGUCAUGGUAACCAACCUCGUGGAGAAUGGAAGGGCGAAGUGUGAGCGGUACUGGCCAGAAGAGAACAAUGAGUACGAGAACAACGUGCAGACGUACGGGGACAUCACGGUCACGGCGGAGAAGGUCAGCAGCAUGGCGGACUACGCGCUCAGGCUGCUGCAAGUACAGAAGGCUGGCGUGGAUGAGGUACGAGAGGUGCUACACUUUCAGUACACGAGCUGGCCUGACUACGGGGUACCCAAACAUCCUACAUCAACCAUCAACUUCGUCAAGAGGGUCAAGGCGUCCAUUCCUCGCGGGGCUGGGCCAACUAUUGUACACUGCAGCGCGGGUGUGGGGAGGUCCGGUACCUUUAUCACCAUCGCCGCCAUGUUGGAUAUGAUUGAGGAAGAGGGCGCCAUCAACGUGCACGACUUCGUAGAUGCCAUGCGCGAGAACAGGAUGACCAUGGUCCAGACUCCGGAGCAGUACGUGUUUAUCUACACGGCACUACUGGAGGCCACACAGUGCGGCAACACCACCAUUCCUACAGACGAGUUCCGCGAUAGGUUCAGUACUCUCAGCCGCAAGAACCCCAAAUCCGGUUUGAACGCAUUCCAAGAGGAGUUCAAGAGACUGGCUCGGGUCUGCGCACCCCUGACGCCAGACAAGACCAGGUCGGCCCUGGCACCGAUGAACAAGGACAAGAACCGCUUCUCGUCGGUCCUUGCCAGUGACAGUAACCGCCCCAUGCUGACCCCCCGGCCCGGCGAUCCACCAGGUACCGACUACAUCAACGCAGACUUCCUGGAUGGCUACAAGCGGAAAGACGCGUUCCUAGUCACCCAAUCACCGCUGCCCGGCACCGUCACGGACUUCUGGCGUAUGCUGAGUGAUCACAGAUCAGUCUCCGUAAUCAUGCUGAACCAACUUAACCCGAAAGACAAGAGCGUUGUUAAGUACUGGCCAGAUGCGGGCUCAAAAACGUUCGGCGCUCUUGAGGUGGAAAUGGUGUCGGAGAGGCAAGAAAAGAGCGCCAUCGUGCGGCAGUUCAAGUUGUCAACAGACACAAAGUUCGAUCACCAGUCGAACAUUGUUCACCAGUUCGAGUUCACGGCUUGGCCGAGCGGUCGCUCAACUCCGACCUCUGUGGACGAUUUGUUAGAACUGCUUGGAUUGGUUGAGAAGUGGCAGCAGCAAUCCGGGAACGGACCAAUCACAGUGCAUUGCAUCAAUGGAGUAGGCCGAAGCGGUGUGUUCUGCACAGCGCAUGCGCUGUUAGACAGGCUAAAGACAGAGCAGGUUGUUGACGUGUUCCAAGCUGUGAAGACUCUGAGGAACCACCGACCUAACAUGGUGGAGACAGAGGAGCAUUACCAAUUCUGCUACCAGGUGGCGCUUGCGUACUUGGCCUCAUUCGACACUUAUGCAAACUUCAAGUGAGGUUUUUGUCACCAAGAUUUGGGCAGAGCUUCUUCAAAAAACAUUCCAGUUAAGUUUGUUCGGAAAUGUUGCAAAUAGAUAGAUACAGGCUAUUGCAUCCAAUUGCAAUUGUUUGUUAUUUCCAUUUUGAAGUCAGUUUUCUUACUACUUAUUAUAUUAAAUAAGAUAUAAAUCAUGUUUGAUAUAUUGUAUCCGUAACUCUUUCCAUAUAUAGUGGAUACAUUUUGAAGAUAUCGCUUCAUUAGCAUCUCAGUGUUCAUUAGACGUAUGGAAUGUUUUCAGGAACUAGUUGAGACAUGCAUGUUGAUGUUGAAACAUAUACAUGAUCUUCUCAUUGAUGACGUUUGGGUUGAUUAAUGAAAUCUUCGAAGAAGUUAGUAGGUUUAUCUUAUUCCAUUUCAGCAUUAUUUUAGAUGUUGCAAUAGUGUAUAACAUUACAUCAACGUCGUCUACAGGCAUUUUGUAUGUUGUUUUAUUUUUUUUAUUUAUGUGGCAUUUAUGUGUUUUUCGUCUUAUAUUAAAUGCUUACUCUCAUAUUCAUAUAUCAGAUUUAUCUACUACGGAAGAUAAAUCGUUUUAUACGAGAGUGUAUUUUAAGCAAAUAGUGCAACAUAUUGUUUGAAUCAUAAAGUACUAUUUUCGUAAUGUUCAUUCAUGUACUACAUAUGUACUUAUGGAAUUAUUUACAUCAUCGAUGAGGUUAUAGUAUAUUAAGUAUAACAAGCAA